Molecule: messenger RNA, 783 nt
Organism: Heterotrigona itama
Lineage: Eukaryota; Metazoa; Arthropoda; Insecta; Hymenoptera; Apidae
Source: the annotation of a GenBank genome assembly
AUGCAAGAGGGUAAUAUAUUGCUACGACAAAACACGCGGAAACCAGAACUAGUUCUUAUCGACUUUGAAUAUUGCUCUUAUAAUUAUCGAGCUUUUGACAUAGCAAAUCAUUUUGUGGAAUGGCAGUACGAUUAUACGGCAGCGGAAUAUCCUUUCUUUCACGAACGUGCAGCAUCUGGUCCUACGAAGGAGCAAAAGUGUUGGAGAAUGCCGAAUCUGUCGAAACAUUUGAAAAGAAAGAAAAGAAAGAAAGAAAGAAAGAAAAAGAAAAAAAAAAAGAAAAACAGAGAAAAAAAGGAAAGAAAAGAAAUCAGAGGUAAGAUCGUCGCGUUUUCUUAUCCUUCGUUCUGUCGUCCAACUUGUCUUGCGCCCUCGUCGAAACAAACGAACGAACGAACGAACGAACGAAUUACAUACAUCGCAUCGAAAGAGAUUCCUCCAGGCAUUCCUCAUUGUUUAUUCCGCCUCGACUUUGUAAGAAGUUACUUGAGAACGGUUGGCAAAGAACAAGGCCCAUCGGAGGAAGAACGACUCGUGACGGAGAUAAAGAUAUUCUGUCUGGCUAGUCACUUGUUCUGGGGCCUCUGGAGUAUCGUCAACGCCAAAUUAUCAGAAAUUCCAUUUGGUUACUGGGAUUACGCAGUCUCCAGAUUGAAAAAUUACCAAUAUUUGAAGGAAAAAAUUAUGGUUUCCGGAGGAUCGCCGACGACGGUCCAGGACGAAAACGACGAAAACGACGAAAACGAUGAAACCGACGGUGUCAAAAAAAUAACCAUAGAUUGA